UGAGGGAAGUCGAGCGUGUGAGCUGUGAGGAUAAAAAACUGCAGCGACAAAAUGCCUGAGGAAAGUGUGGACGAAUGCAAGCCUCUGCUUACAAAAGGAAUUAAAGAGUCACAGCGAUCAAAGUUUCCAAACAAAUCUCUUCUGCUUGCUGCUUUUGCGACAUGCAUAGGAGGAACCUUUCAGUGUGGAUACAAUAUAUCUGUCAUCAAUGCACCCACUAUGUAUGUUCAAGCCUUCAUCAACCGCACCUGGAAUGAACGUUACCAAGCCAACAUUUCAGAAAGCGCUCUCACUCUUCUCUGGUCCACCAUUGUGUCCAUAUUUACCUUAGGGGGACUUCUGGGAGUCUCAAUAGGUGGAACUUUGUCUGUGAAGUUAGGAAGGAAGGGAACCCUACUGACCAAUAACUUCUUUUCACUGACGGCGGCUCUGCUGAUGGGUUUGAGCUCUUCCGUCAGAUCAUUUGAGCUUCUCAUCAUCGGACGUUUUCUUAUUGGAAUAAAUGCAGGCAUUGGUUUAUGUGUUGAGCCCAUGUUUUUGGGGGAAAUAUCUCCUACAGCGUUUCGUGGUGCCCUGGGAUCAGGAACUUCCAUUUUCCUCACUGUUGGGAUCUUAUCUGGGCAAGUGAUGGGCCUCGAUGAAGUCCUGGGUAAAGAGGAGUUCUGGCCCUACCUGCUGUCAACCACUUGCAUCCCAGCAAUCCUGCAACUCCUGAUUCUGCCCUGGUUCCCCGAGAGCCCUCGCUACCUGUUCAUUGAUAAAGGAGACGAAGAGGGGUGCAAAAAAGCCUUGAGGCAGCUGCAUGGUUUAGCUGACUGCGACAGUUCGCUGGAAGAUAUCCAAAAGGAGAAGAGCAACUUAGCCGGUUUCCGAGCUAAAAAGCCCUGGGAGCUGUUUGCUGACCGCAGUGUGCGCUGGCAGCUUCUCACCAUUAUUGUCAUCAACAUGGCGCAACAGCUGAAUGGCGUCAAUGCUAUGUACUUCUAUGCAGAUUAUGUCUUCCUGCAGUCUGGCAUUCCCAUUGAGAAAACGCCGUAUGCCACUGUCGGCACUGGUGCCUGUGAAUGCUUCACCGCUUUGACAUGUGGUUUGCUCAUUGAAUGUCUUGGGAGAAAAGUGCUCAUCACUGGAGGAUACAUCCUCAUGAGCAUCUGCUGCAUUCUGUUCACACUGACUCUGGCUUUCCAGAAUGUCAGUCCAGUCUUCCCAUACCUGAGUGUGGCCUGUGUUUUCGCUUUUGUUCUAAGUUUUGGCUUGGGGCCUGGUGGCGUGACUAACAUCCUGAACAACGAGCUGUUCACACAGAACGCGCGGCCUGCAGCGUUCAUGAUCGCAGGAACAGUGAACUGGCUCAGCUUCUUCCUCGUUGGCCUGCUCUUUCCAUUUAUCGUGAUUGGACUGCAGCACUACUGUUUCCUUGUCUUCUUUGUCGUCUGCUCCAGCGUAGCUGUAUACAUUUUGCUUGUCGUUCCUGAAACCAAGAACAAAACGUUUGUGGAAAUCCAGAAUGAGUUCAAGUCAACCAGAAAGGCCAGCACCUCUGAUGGAUCCGGAGCAACUCUGUUAUCCACUUGUUUGUGAAAUUUGUCUGACUAAAAGGCAUCACAACUAGAAGUAUUUUUUUAUUCUCGAAAAGACAAUCAAAAAAGACAACCGUCCUUUAUUCACAAUAAAUAAUUCUUUCAACAAA
This is a messenger RNA of Oryzias melastigma (Indian medaka), 1690 nucleotides long. RefSeq names its product solute carrier family 2, facilitated glucose transporter member 11. Gene Ontology annotation, cellular component: membrane. Lineage: Eukaryota; Metazoa; Chordata; Actinopteri; Beloniformes; Adrianichthyidae. Gene Ontology annotation, molecular function: hexose transmembrane transporter activity. Gene Ontology annotation, biological process: monosaccharide transmembrane transport. The record is from RefSeq and is a predicted model, not a curated record. The transcript has 12 exons. The coding region runs from base 52 to 1581 and encodes 509 amino acids.